This is a messenger RNA of Dermacentor andersoni, 903 nucleotides long. The record is from RefSeq and is a predicted model, not a curated record. NCBI's taxonomy places the organism in Eukaryota, Metazoa, Arthropoda, Arachnida, Ixodida, Ixodidae.
UCGAUCCACUCACUCCCUAUUUCACCUUUUGUCACCCUCAUACGUCAGAAAUAGAGAAGCCAAUGAACAAUGACUAUGCACGAAGGAGAAGAUUCUAUUGAAAUAUUUAAAUACCCUUGAGCUGCUCAGGUGCAAAAUCUUUUUGCGCAGUUCUAAAUAUUGUUUUCGGAAAUCCAGUGAAAAAGAAGAGCAUGAUCUGCACGUCGUCUUUUAGAGCCUCCCUAGGAAUCUUAUUGCUCUUUUUAGGUUGCUAUUAUAACGUCUGUGGCCGCAAGAAGUUUGGAAACUACGCAGAGGAGCUCCUUUAUGACGCAGGGUCCUACUGGCUCUAUCAGAGAAGCGCCAUGGCGGACACUACAUUUACGACCACCUAUCGCUGCGUGAUGCUGACUUAUGUAAUAUUUGAUAACAUAUCCGACUUGGCGAUCUUAUAUACCUUUGGAAGCGCACUUCGUGAAAGGAGACCUAAACUGUAUAACGCUACGCUAUAUUCAAAGCAAAAGAACCUUAUUCGAUUCUAUCCAUUACUGAGCCAAGACACCACAGGUGCAAUGUUCUUUUAUUAUCGAAUCCUUCACUACUACAAAGGCUACUGCUACGUCGCUCAAAGGGUCCAUGCGGAUUCUGAUUUAACCAAAGAGUAUGGAAAAUGGCGAAAUUGUGAGUUUUGGGUGAAGAUAGACGACACUACCUCGGCCCAUACAGAGAAUAUUACAGAGAAGGCGAAAAAGUGCCAAUUUUUGUUUGAACGUUUUUGUUACACUGGCAUGCAACUUUAUGACGAGGACCACUGCAACAAGCGUAAUCGGUAAUAGUAUAUGAAGACACGGUCUAAUGAUACCGAUAUCCUGAUUACUGGAAUAUGAAAGUAAUAAAGAUAGCAUUGGGUGUGGCAAGAUUUCU